Molecule: messenger RNA, 679 nt
Organism: Paramecium pentaurelia
Lineage: Eukaryota; Ciliophora; Oligohymenophorea; Peniculida; Parameciidae
Source: the annotation of a GenBank genome assembly
UUCUUCCAUACUUAUAAACAGCAAUGAAUUUUAUCUUGGGAUAUUUUCCAAAUACAAGUUCGAUAUACUUAAUUGAAUUUAAGGAGUAAGAUUUAGUUAAUUAGGAGCUUAAGGGUGGGUAUUUUAAUUACUUAGACAGUUGCUAUUGUAAUGGAGUUUAGAAUGGUAUUGCAAUUAAUUUGGAACUCUAGUUUAGUAAGAAUAAGGAGCAAAUUAAUUCGAAUUUUGUGCAAAAUUAUAUAAUAGAUAAUUAGUGUUAGGAUAUUAUUUAAGACACCAAUAUUAUUGUUGUUAUUAUUUUCGUCACAAUUAAUGUUAAUUAUUAAUAGGUAAAAGUAGAUUCAAAGGAUAAUUAGUAAAAAGAAAGAGGAAGAUUUAAUAAUUAUAAGGUUAAUGCAGUAUAUUUAGAUGCAAUUUUUGCGAAUACUAAGGUAUUUCUUAAUGAUGGAAACAUUUAUAAUUAACAUUUCUAUUGCAUCUUCUAAAUUUGUAGAAAAUUAAAUGGGAAAAAUAAAAUAAUGACCAAAAAGUAUGCCUUAGCAACUUUUUUGAUUGUAAUAACUUUCUAAGUACUUAAUUUUAGAUUUUCAUCCAUUUAUUGCCAAGAAUUUUGUGGAUCAAUAACAUUAAUAUUUUGCCAUUAUAUUUUAGGCGAAGUACUUUUUAUGUUAUCAUUUGA